CUCUGCCGGUACAUCGCAGGUCCAGCAGAGAUGACUUGUGGACUUUUCCUUUUGUAAAACAGAAGACGAUGCAGCGGAACACUCUGCCGAGAGUCUGAAGAUGAAGUGCUCAGCUUGUGGCCAUAAUAUACUGGAGAAGGCAGCCAAGUUCUGCAGUGCAUGUGGCCUGAAGCUGUCUGUCCUGCCUGCAAACACACAGGGUACAGGAGAUGAGCCCAAAUCCCUGGUAGCGGUCUCGGAAGGUGCAGCUGAGAGUUCAGUCUCACAGAAAAACUCCCCCCCUAUGGACGGCAAGGAAUCCAAUAAAUCCCCCAAACGACCGAAUGAUGAGACAAUCAGCAACCCAAAGAAAAAGAAAAAAAAGAACAGGAAGAAGAACAAAAAGAAGAAAGAUGGCAACGUGUCAUCAGUCCAGGAUCAAAGCCACUCUGAUCUGUCCCAUGUCUCCAUGGGAGACAACCAGGGGGAGAAGACAAAGGACAGAAGAGACUCUUCUGACAGUGAAAGCUCAGAAAAUGCAAUGGAUGAAACACCAGACUCACUCCAUGAUGGGUCCUCCCCACUAGAGAGCCAGCCUAGUUCCUUAGUAGCUAACAAUACUGCUGCACCAGCUGAAGACACACAAAUCAUUCCAAGUGAAAAGACUGCUUCCCCAGAAAAGGCAAGAACUGGGAGGCAGUCUGAGGAAGCUACAGGUAACCCAGAUGAGGGAGAGAGCAAUGCACACAAAUUUACUCCGGAUCAGGCACUCAACAGAGCACCAGCUGACACUCUGACUCAACUUCUCACCUCAGAGGACAGCAAGAGUACGACUCAGUCAGGUUCAGGCAAAGGUGCUAAGGCCACUAACCCUAAAGAUCAAAAGACUGACCGACAAAACUCAAAGAACAAGACAGACACAGCUGCCACUAAACAGCCUACACUGGACCAGAAUGCCAAUGUGCAGCCAAGCGUGAAACAGACAGGGCACAACAAACAGAAGGGAAAGAGUCAGCAGGAGCAGAAACAGAAGCCCGCUGUGGUAGCUGAACAAAAGAUGGUUUUUGGCACUCAAGCACCAUCAAAGGCUGAAAGCCCAGGGUCCAGUGUGGACCCGGAUGGCACAAUAGAGCCCAUGGUGGUUCAGCAGUCUGGGAGCAGGCAGGACUCAACCGCAGCACAAACAUCAGACUCUAACAAGGGAAAUAAAGCUGGCACUAAGGAUAACACAGAAUCCAACACCCCAGCUGCCCCUCCACCCAAAAGGGUUACCAGGAACAACACCAUUGCUGCACGUGACAGACUCACAAUUUAUUUCCAUGCGGUUCUCUCAAAGGAUUUCAAAUUUGAUCCAGAAGAAGAUCGUGUCUUUGUCAGGGCUGGGUUCCGCAUUGGGACAUGGGAAGACAAUGCAGUGGAGCUGUUUGUGACCAGGGAUCUUGGAGAACAUGGGUUUCUAGUCGAGGGCAGUCUGCCGACGGUGAAAAAUGAAGCUGAGUCUGUGUCGAUACCAUACAAAUAUGUUGUCUACAAGAGUAAAAAGAACAAAUAUGAGUUUGAGUUUAUAUACAAAUUGGAUUCUACACAACACACUACCAACAGAUGUCUGUUUGUGAAACCACUCCUCGUCAAUGACGACGGAGACUGGCAUCAAUAUGAUGACAUCAUUUGUGCUGAGCCAACAAAGAAUGUGCUCGAACGCAUUAAAGAAAAGAUCUGGCCUGAACAAAGGAAGAAUUUGAUUCAAGGCAGAGAGAUUGCUGGGAAUAUAAUGCUGGAGACCAUAUUUGAUCUUCUCAGGAGCUGGACUGUUGCUAAUUUGAGAAGUUUUCUGAUUCAGCUGAAUCAGUUCUUUCAGGUUUAUGCAGAGCCUUUUGUUUACGAAGAGAAACAAAAGAAAUGGUACUCCUUAAGCUAUGGAAACGAUGACGUGAUGAGUAUGCUAAAAGAAUUCAUGCUGAGAAACGUGAUUCCUCAGCUGCUGAAGGACGGAGACGGGAAGAUGCUCUACAUUCAGGAUCCCAUGAGGGCAGCUGUGAUCAUGCUCUGUGUAUGGAGACAGCAUGGUAUCAAACUGAACAAUACUGAACUUCAUCGUCUCUGCAAUACACUGUGUCUGCCCAAACUACCCAAAGAUGAGUUCCUUCAGUACUGGGCAGACUUUUCACAGGAUGUCGCUGUUCUCCAAAGUCUGCCAGAAUAUUUGGUGUCUCUGAUAAAAGCUGUGAAAACAGCAGGGAUGCCUCGAUGGAUUCUGGUUCUUCCGCUCCUCCACCUCCUCAGACGCACCACAAAACCCUUUGAAGUACUACCUUCUGUAAACUCGAAGUACGGCUUAGCCUGGGCAGGUUUGCAAGGCGUUGAAAUCAGUAACUCAGCCUACAUCAGCAGUCAAGAUAGGAAGGCACUGGUGAAUAUGAUGAAAAGCCACUGUCACCUGAUGGAGGUGGAUGCGCUAUUAGUGCGAUCCUGCUUGUACUUGAUGCCAUUUGAUGAACUGAUGGAGUGUGUCAGCAACAUCAACACUGAGCUUUUGGACAUCCUUCAUGUUUUUACUAGCAAGGCUCCUCAGGAUAUUUCCUACAGUAACUUCCAGACAGUAUCUAACAUUCUCUCACAUAUGCAAGGACACCUCAUUGAGGAUAAAUACAGUACAUUUACCGAGGCCUAUAGGAAAGGGUGCCUAGCAACAGCAGUGAAACUAUUGGAGAAACUUUGCCAAGGAGUCAAAGUGGUAUCAUAUAACCAGAACUUCCUUGAUAUCCCUGUAGCUUGUAUGAAUCUGGUUGCGUCAGUGUCAGACUUUGUUCACUGUAACAACCAACAGGAGACUGAGGAAGGGGAAGGACAGCAGCGAUAUGCUAAAGACUUAGUGACCUCUCAGGCGUUGGUCAUUAUGAGAGACUGGAUCAGUCUGUCCUUCAGACAGCGUUUGCUCAACAGGGUUCUGACAUCCCUGUACCAAGUUGAGGCCACAGCAGAGAUUGAAAUGUGGAACAACAUAAUCUCAAUCCACUUCAAAGAUGAAGAUUGCACCAAAGAAUGGAGACAGAAAUUCACAAUGGAUUUUGAGGGCAAGUACAAGCAGGAAUCUGCUGUGGAUCAAAUUGAAUUCUACUGCACAAAGAUGGAGGACCUCAGUAAAUCCCAUCCACACAUUGCUGCUAGUAUUGAGAAGUGUGCUCUUGAGGCUGUUACAUCUUUGUGCCAAACCAAGUCUGAGGGAAAGCUGUUGGAGAGGCUCAAGAUAAACUGGAAGUUUGGGAAACUUAUCUCAGCCAUUAUCCAGAAAUCCUGGCCAAGGGACCAUCAAGGAAAUUAUGAGGAAGAUGAAGAAGUGGUUCUUCGGCACCUACUUUCAUGGACAGCUGCCAAAAACAUUUUCCAACUACACGGUGCAGAAGAAAAGGUGAUUGAGAAACUCUCUCAGGAUGCCAGGGACAGAAUUGCCAUAGCCAUAUCAUCAUUCACAGCCAUCAAAAAUCAGCUGGUCCGUGGAAACGUUAAGACCAGCCUGCUCAAAAUCAUUUUGGAGAGGAGAAAUGUCUUCUUAGAUCUGCUGAAGAUCGAUUGCCUCUCUGAGAAUGAACAAUACAAGGAUAAUGGCAAAAUGAAGAGGCUGUUACAGUGCAGACAAGACGAAGUGAAAGCUGUGUACCAUGAGAAGGAGCUUGUGGACGUCUUCUUAACAAUGAGCCGCAAACUUGAGGAACAUAUCACAGUUGAUGUUGCCGACAUGGAAGAGAGACAGCAGGUCAACAUUGAGGUCAUGCCUCUGGACCAUUUCAUGGAGGUUCAUCAAUUUGACCAAAUGCCCUCCCCCAUGGCUGGUGUUGUCACCUACUUCAAUCUGGAUGAAGAAAUUCGAAACAUGGCAGAGGACCUAUACACCUUCAGAGACAGUUACAUAUUCAAAGUGUGCUGGGAGAACCAAGCUAAACUCCUGGCUGCUGCAGAAAUGGAAGAAGACAGUCCUGAUGAAUGUGAAGUAGCGGACAUUAUGGCAACACCAGAAACGAUACAUGAUGACAUUUUCAAGCCUUGCUUUGCUAAUUACAAAGAUAUUUACACUUGUCUGAAGAAUGGCAGUAUAAUCCUUGAGGAGGUAAAUCAUCUCUUCCAUGCUUACAAGGGCAAGUACGAUGAGCUUGCAAAGGACCUGGACAUCAUGUGCAGAGUUGAUAAAUCUACCGACAAACAGUGGAUCCACAGCAGAGUUCAACAGAUCGAGCAGUACCACGAGCUUCAUCUAGCUGUGGCUUCAGCUGAAAUUAUCAUGAAGGUCAAAGAGACGCUUUGUCUUCAAGGGGACUUUAGGGUUUUGGAGACACUCACAGAAGUUAAUCAUGCAGCCUUUCAGAGAGAGCCUCUCAAUCGGAUUGACAAUGACUUGAUGCAAGCAAAGAUGGUUCUGGUGGACAUCACUGAGCCUCGCAGAGUGUGCCUACAAGAGCUGGGACUCAGAGGACACUUUGUAAAAUGGGUAAAAGACGCACUUGAAGAUAUAAAUGAGUUGAAGGUGUUCGUUGACCUGGCUUCCAUCUCUGCGGGAGAGAAUGACAUGGACGUGGAUCGUGUUGCUUGUUUCCACGACGCUGUGCUCGGCUACUCUUCUAUGCUAUAUGAGCUCAAACCAGACUCUGAUUUUCAUGUCUUCAAAGAGGUGCUCAAGAAGCUCUGGAGAGCUUUGGAGAAUGACAGCAACCUACCAAAAAAACUGCGGGACAGUGCACGCCAUUUGGAAUGGCUGAAGACUGUGAAGGACAGUCAUGGGUCAGUGGAGCUGUCCUCUCUUUCUUUAGCUUCCGCCAUCAACAACAAGGGUAUCUACCUGAUCAGUGCACAAAGUGUGAAAAAGUUGAGCCUUGACACUGCCCUGAAGCUGCAGAUUCCUGAGGAGCAUGAUGAGGGUACGCAGAUGCGCUGCUAUUCUCUUGAGGACCUGCGGGAGCUGCAGAACAAGCUCAUGCUCAUGUCUGGGAAAGGGGAUCAAGGGCAGAAUGAAGUUGAUCACUUUGCAGAGGUUUUUGCCAGUGUUCAAAGACUAGCUGAGGCAUUCAUUGCCCUCUACACUGCUGGAAAUCCUCUGUUCAGACACUGGGAAGCACAAAUAAACUGCUCUUUAAGCAGUAAGGAACCGAGCAUUAUGAUGGACUUCAAUCUGGGCAGUGUUGUCAGUGUUGUCAUUGUGGAGGGCAGCAUAGAGGAGCAGCUUCCAGAAUUUUGCAGGAAAAUGGAGAAAUGCUUGGAAUAUUGGAUGGGUUUUGUGGACAAACAGAGAUCCCAGCAUUACUAUCUGAACUACUAUACAGCUGAACAGAUUGUCUACCUUUGCAGUAAGCUGAUUCAGCAAAAUGUAGCCAAUGUGGAGGACCAAGUUCUCAUGAUGCUCUCGUUCGUCAAGCCAAAUUGCACAGCCUCAGACUUGAGACAGGUCUGGCAUGAACUCCAGUAUGAAAUCCUCACCAAACCACAAGAGCUAAAUGAGGACAUUGAGUUCCAGACUUUUGUUGUAGUGCCAAGAACUGAGCUGGGAGAACCAGACUUCACCAGUGAAUUGGAUUUUCUGCCAAGUCUUGUGGAGCAAGCAAGUGGUUCACAAAAAUUUGAUCUCAUAUGGAAUGCUUACAUGAAAGACAUGAAGAAUUUUCUCCCGCACAUUCUUGAUAUAAAAAAUCUUGGCAGACUGUUAGAAAUACUAGCCAACAAAGAAGAUGAAAGUGAAGAAGAUGAAAGUGAAGAAGACAUUUCUGAUGAUAACACUGGGAGACUUGUAAUGAGGCAGCUUCCUAAUGGCUUGGGCGCUGGAAAUCCAAACCUCAUUGUUUGUCCGCAUGAUGACGUCUUGACAUCUUGCAUCUCCAUUUACAUGAGUAGCGAAGAAGAGACACUUCCCACCUAUGAUGAGGUCCUCUUGUGCAACUCCUCAACACCGUACGAACAGGUGGAGCUAUUCCUCAGACGCUGUCUCAGCACAGGGUACAGGGGACAGAAGAUAUACUCUCUACUGUAUGGAGAUCUGCUCACUUAUGAUGUGAGCUCCAAAGUUGAGAACUUUUUCCAGCGUAUGAAAAUGCAGAGCAGGAAAGACUACAGACUUGUGAUAAUCUGCAGCUCGGAAAGAGAACAUGCAUACCUUCCUUCAGCCUUCAGCCAGUAUAGAUUGCACAUGGUUCCCCAGGAGCCUUUCGUGAGGAUCCAGAGGUACCUCCACAAACACUUUGUUGUCCCAGCAGAUCAAUGCAGUGCUGCAGCUGCAUUCAAAGAUCGACUGUGCGUUGGUGUCGUCUCUUCCAAAAGGGCUGGUGUUGGUAAAUCUCUCUACAUCAAGAGGCUGUAUGAAAAACUGAAGCACUCAACCAAAAAGCCAUCAAUGAUGAAAUGCAUUCGCUUGAUUGAACCCAAUGUUGAUGAGAAUGUCAUCCUUCAAUCUCUGUUGAACACACCCAAGAGGAAGGAACUCAUGAUGUUCCAUUUUGACAUCACAUCAUCGGUGCAGAAAGGUCUCAAUGAGUUUCUUUUCAAACUGUUGAUUCUACGCUAUUUGAUGGACUCUGAGGGAAAGACGUGGAAGUGCAGCGACAAGCAGCUGUAUGUCAUAGAGAUUUUAGAGCCGACUGUCAAGUCAACCAGAAAUGCUUCACGGCAGGCUCAAACUGUGAACAGCACAUUCACGGAUGUGUUUCCUAAUAUUUUUUGCCGACCACCCAAAGAGGUGCUAAUGCUAGAGAUGAGAAAGCAAGAUGACCCUACCAUUGUGAGCCCUGACGACCCACUGAUGGAUGAUGAAGAAUUCAGGAAUGAAGCUUUUCAGCGGCCAUACCAGUAUCUCACAAGGUUUCAUAACCACAGUGAUCUCGAUGUGUUCACAUAUCAGGGUGUUGAAGGGUCACACGUGGAAUGUCUUCAGAUGCUUCUCAUGCACUGUGGCAUUAUGGACCCAUCCUGGGCAGAACUGAGAAAUUUUGCAUGGUUCCUUAACCUUCAGCUGAAAGACUGUGAGACAUCUGUUUUUUGUGAUGCCACAUUCACUGGAGACACACUAACUGGAUUCAAAACCUUUGUGGUGGACUUCAUGAUACUAAUGGCAAAGGACUUUGCCACUCCAUCACUCAGCAUCUCUGACCAGAGUCCUGGCAGGCUGCAGAUGGACCUGACUGGUGUCCGAGAUGAAGACUUGGCUCCUUUUUUGAUUAGAAAGAGAUGGGAAACAGAACCACAUCCAUAUAUCUUCUUUAAUGAUGACCACGUGUCCAUGACCUUCAUUGGUUUCCAUCUUGAGCCCAAUGAACAAAACUCUGUUGAUGCCAUUGAGCCCUCCUCUGGAAGGGUGAUAAAAAAGAAUGUCAUGGCAAGGGCAUUGUAUGAAGGCCUAAAGCUACAAAGAGUCCCUUUCAACAUCGACUUUGAUGGCCUUCCAAGAGGGGAGAAAAUCGAGCGAAUCUGCAAUGUCCUUGGUAUCCAGUGGCCUCUUGACCCUGAUGAAACAUAUGAGCUCACAACUGACAACAUACUGAAGAUGCUGGCAAUCCAUAUGCGGUUCAGGUGUGGCAUCCCUGUCAUUAUCAUGGGAGAAACAGGGUGUGGUAAGACAAGGCUCAUCAAAUUCCUUUGUGAGUUGCGCAGGAGUGGAGUGGCCACUGAGAACAUGAAACUGGUGAAGGUGCAUGGAGGGACAACUUCUGAGAUGAUUUACACCAAAGUCAGAGAAGCGGAAGAUAUUGCUUCUAUUAACAAGCUAGACUAUGGAUUUGACUCUGUUCUCUUCUUUGAUGAGGCCAACACUACCGAGGCCAUCUGCAGUAUUAAGGAGGUCCUCUGUGACAAGACAGUCAGGGGGGAAAGAUUGACACCCAACUCUGGGUUGCAGAUUAUUGCUGCAUGCAACCCUUACCGAAAGCACACAGAUGAGAUGAUUCAGAGGUUAGAAUCAGCUGGCCUUGGGUACAGAGUUCGAGCUGAAGAGACAGAUGAAAAGCUUGGGUCCAUCCCUCUCCGCCAGUUAGUCUACAGAGUUCAAGCGUUGCCACCAAGCAUGAUCCCUCUUGUGUGGGACUUUGGCCAGUUAAAUGAUCACACAGAGAAAAUAUACAUCCAGCAGAUUGUGCAAAGAGUGGUUGAAAACAAAGAAAUUGGCCAAAAUAACAUACAAUGGAUCACUGACGUCCUUUCAUCUUCACAGAAGUAUAUGCGGACAAGAAAGGAUGAAUGCAGCUUUGUGAGCCUGAGAGAUGUAGAACGCUGCAUGCAGACUUUUGUUUGGUUCUAUGAAAACCAUGUCAUGUUGUUAGCAGAGCUUGAAGAAUUUGAGAGUAAACUAAAUGCUGAGAAGAAUGAAAGGCAUCAGAGACAGCCUGAGGUCAGAGAUCCUGUGCUCUGGUCCCUAGUCAUGGCCAUAGGAGUGUGCUACCAUGCCUGUCUGGAAAAUAAGGAUAAAUACAGACAGAAAAUCAGCAAAAGACUACCAUCAGGAUACAGCCAAGCAAAGGUAAUGCAGGAAAUCUCACUCAUGCAGGAUUUACUUUUGAGAGGUGUGCCAAUGGGGGAUACUAUUGCAAGAAACAGUGCCCUCAAAGAAAAUGUCUUCAUGAUGGUUCUCUGCAUUGAGCUAAGAAUCCCUCUCUUCUUAGUUGGAAAACCUGGAAGUUCAAAAUCUCUGUCUAAAACUCUGGUGGCAGAUGCAAUGCAGGGCCAAGCUGCUCAUUCUGAUCUCUACAAAAGACUUAAACAGAUCCAUUUGGUGUCUUUCCAAUGUAGCCCUCACUCAACACCAGAAGGCAUCAUUAAUACAUUCAAACAGUGUGGGCGCUUCCAGGAAGGAAAGAACCUGAAAGAGUACAUUUCAGUUGUGGUUCUUGAUGAGAUUGGGCUGGCUGAGGACUCUCCAAAGAUGCCACUGAAAACCCUCCAUCCACUGCUAGAGGAGGGAUGCAUUGAUGAUGAGCCAUUGCCACACAAAAAGGUUGGAUUCAUUGGCAUCUCCAACUGGGCUUUAGACCCUGCAAAGAUGAACAGAGGCAUUUUUGUCUCCCGCGGUGACCCUGAUGAGAGGGAACUCAUCAAGAGUGCUGAAGGCAUAUGCAAUUCUGAUGCAAUGGUUUUGGAGAAGGUCAGGGAUUUCUUCCAACCUUUUGCAAGAGCCUACUUGAACAUCUGCCGCAAACAAGGCAAAGGAUUUUUUGGCCUACGUGACUAUUACAGCUUGAUUAAGAUGAUUUUUGCAGUGGCCAAGGCUUCUCAACAGAAACCCACAGCAGAGCAAAUCGUGAAGGCAGUGUUGAGAAAUUUCAGUGGCAGGGAUGACGUGGAUGCCGUUACUGUCUUUACCAAAAGACUGCAGAUUGCACCCAACCUGGAGAACAUCACUGCCAUUGAGUUUGUGAGAGAAAACAUUCAGGCAGUUGGACAGGAAGAAGAAUGUCGGUACCUGCUGGUGCUAACAAAAAACUAUGCAGCGCUUCAGAUCCUGCAGCAAACCUUCUUUUCAGAAAAUGGUCAGCCAGAAAUAAUCUUUGGAUCCAGUUUCCCAAAAGACCAAGAAUACACACAAAUCUGCCGCAACAUCAACAGAGUAAAGAUCUGCAUGGAGACAGGUCAGACCGUUGUGCUCCUAAACUUGCAGAACCUCUAUGAAAGUCUCUAUGAUGCCCUCAACCAAUACUAUGUCUGCUUGGGAGGACAGAAGUAUGUGGACCUUGGACUGGGAACCCACCGUGUGAAAUGCAGGGUGCACAAAGACUUCCGGCUAAUUGUCAUAGAGGAAAGAGAGGUGGUCUACAAACAGUUUCCGAUACCUCUCAUCAACAGGCUGGAGAAACACUACCUGGACAUCCAUACUGUCCUUAAAGCUGACCAGAAGAGGAUGGUGGAUGAAUUGGAGAGAUGGGUGAAUCUUUUUGUGUCUCUCAGCAGUCAACACGCAGCUGCAACUCAGACUUACAAGUACCAACCGCCAGACGUCUUCAUUGGCUACCACUCAGACACGUGUGCUUCUGUGGUACUUCAAGUAAUGGAGAAGCAGAAAGCAAGUUUGGAGAACUCAGAUCCUGAGAGGAGAGUGCUGGACGAGGCUAAACUCAUACUGCUCAAAUGUGCAACACCAGACUCAGUGGUGCGGCUCGACUGCACAGGCCUUCCCAAAGUGGAGAGCGAAUAUCUGGCCAGGGUCUACUUUGAAGAGCAGAAUAACAGCUGUUUGGCUGACUUCAUUCUUGCUCACACAAGGCAGGAAGUCCAUUGCUACUCCUCCUUCACAGAGGUGACAACAUUCUCCAGACUUCUAACAGCAUCUGACUUGGAACCACUGGAACAAAUGUUUCAUAGUGUUGAGCUUCUCUCACUCCAGCAGUUUGACACAGAGCACUCCUUCCUGAAGAAGAUCAGGAACUUUGUCAUAGCUGGAAGCAGUAACACAGGACCCUGCAACAAGAUCCUCAUCAUUCAGUGCGAUUUUGAUGAAGCUUCUCAUAGUUCCAAUGUCAUUGCAUCUGCAAAGUAUUCGUCCAUAAAUGAAAUCAACAAGAUAAGUCAGGAGAGCAUGGGAAGCAAGGUGUUUGUCUACUUCAUCUCCAGACUGCCAAGAAUAGAAGGAGGGACUUCUUACAUCGGCUUUCAUGGAGGCCCAUGGAGAUCAGCUCACAUUGAUGACCUCAGGCGAUCAAAAGACAUUGUUUCAGACAUCAAAGCCUUGCAAAACAUGACAAUCAGUCAGAUGUUUGAAACAAAAAUGAAUCAGCCUGAAGCCAUGGAGGUGGAUAACAUGUACACUGACAAUGAGCAGGAGGAGGCAGAGGUAGAGGAAAAUGGCUUAAAUAACGUUGUGGAUACAACAGCACUGGUGCGGAGCUGUGUGCAGAGCGCAGUAGGCAUGCUGAGGGACCAGGUGGAAAGUGGUGUCCGCAGUACUCGGAGAGUUGAGAUCCUGCUGACACUCCUCAGUGACAAUGAUGAAAUAAAAGGUGAAUUUCUGCAAACUGUGAAGAGGCACCUUCACUCAUUGCUGGCAACUCAUGAUGGUAACACCUUCUCAUCCAUCAAAAGCAACUGGGUCAUUAAAGAGGCCUCAAACAUUGAUGCCUUGCAAGAAGGAGGCACCUUCAGGCAAACCUUAUGGAAGCGCGUUCAGGCUGUCGUCAUUCCCCUCUUAGCGCAGCUGGUGUCAGUCAUUGACCGUGACCAAAACUUGGACAUCCUGCUAGAUAGUAACUGUGGAGAAUCACUCAAGAGGCUGUGGUUAGAUAUCUUUAGCAAUGAUAAGCUGCUGGAAAUCCCACACCUAACCCUGGACAACAACUCUGAGAAAAGAACAAUUCUUGUACAGAACUACAUUGCUCAAGACAGGAACAUGAGCUGCAGCAUGCCCUUCAGUUGGAGGAUCAAGAACUACCUGGAGGAACUCUGGGUUCAUGCACGUCAACAUGAAGGUCACACUCAACACGAGUUUGAUGAGUUCUUUUGGAAGACACCGCUGGGACGAUACAUCGCGAAAGCAGACCCAUUAAUGCAGUCAGAGUUUUUUCACCGCUACAUUCAGGAUUUCAUCUCCAUGACGAUGAAUGUGACUAGUCAGGAAGAUCUGAAGCUUCUGUGUGGGGCCUUGAAUUGUUGUGUCAAUGAGCUGAGAUUGCAGCUCGAUGCCACAGAUACGGCAGUAUCUCUUCCAUGGGUCCAUGCUGCUUAUCAUGAGUUCAAGAACCGACUGCAGAACCUCUCCAGAAUGAUCUGCCUUGAGCCCCAGGUGACCCAGGACCUCCUGAAGAAUCCUCAUGCCAGUGACAGGGAUGAACUGGUACUCGAUGUGUAUGCUGCGUUUGCAUGUGUGGAGCACCUGGAGCCUACACUCCUGGACACAGACGCCCAAAGACAAGCCUGGCUCAGACAGGUCAAAAAACUCCAGGUUCCCAUUGAGUUGAUCUGCUCGGAGGACAGUGUGAGACGCUAUGGAGAGAGGAGCAAGGUGAUCGUCUGUAGAGUCCAAGCUAGAUGGAAUCGGAUUUUUUCUCUCUCCCUUUUUGUGGAGCACAUGUUGUUGGGCAUUGAGGAGGUAGAGAAGAAGCUGACACCUUUAGUUUUGGAGCACACUAAAGGGCUUGGCCAGAUACUGGAAACAAAUUCAGACCUCAAAACUCUGCAGUCAUUUGAGGCAGUAAUCGGUUUGCUUAAAACCUGCAAAGAUGGAGCAGUCGAACGCAUCUUCAGGUUUGGCCUUACGCUGUGCCCAGUGUGUAUGGGAGACCCCCAAGAUCCGCUCUGCCUGCCAUGUGAACACAUCUACUGUGUGGCCUGUAUCAAACAGUGGUUGUGCCCCGGUCAGAUGUACUGUCCGCUCUGCAUGCAGCCAGUUAACGACGACUUCCCCAUGGUUCCUUCAGAUGACAUAAGGAUUCUUAUCAAUCAACAUGCUCAGUUCAGGAAGCAGGUUAAUGCUUUCUUCAUUGACCUGGUGUCCACUGUGUGCUUCAAGGACAACUCUCCCCCCUGUUCAGCUAUCAUUCUCCACUUGCUGUCCUUUCUCAUGGUGGAGGCCAACACCGUCCCCAUUCUCAGAGGUAAUCGACAAAUUCUGACAAAGGUGCUCUCACCGUUUGAUGACUCUGUGGAUAAAAAUCCAGUGGUUCGGUCGGUAGUGCUCAAACUUCUGCUGAAGUACAGCUUUGAUGAAGUGAAAGGUUACCUGCAGCAGCAUCUCGUGGCAGUUGAGCGGAGCAACAUCUUGGAGAAAACAGACAAAACUGAACUGUACUUGUUGUACAUUAACUGCCUGGAGGAUUCAAUGUUUGAAAGGUUGCAGUUCAGGUCUGUUGCAGACCAGCAGGUGUGCCUGCAGGAUGAAAGUGCCUUCCUGACUGACUACCUGCAGUCACAUGGUCAGUCUGCUGAAACAGCCACUGUGGACUAUCUGCAGCAGGUGGCCAGAGUGCGUAUUGACCUGGAUAUGGUUGCUAGCCUCAUUGUGGAAAAACUGAGAACCGCAGAGGCUCAAGAGAGUGGUAAAAGUGGAACCACAGCCUUCCUGACCAGUGUGAUGAAAUUGUGUAGGUUCAGUGGAAACAACUGGUAUCGUGUCUACUUGAUCCGUAAGAUCUGCAGCCAACAUGGAGUGGAGUUUGUCCAGAAACUCCUCACAAUGGAUAACAUGAGCUGGCUCUUCCCUGAAGAAGUCCUGCAAAAGAGUGAAGAAGCCACCCAAAUAGACCAGUAUCUUGUGUGUGGGGAAAACUACAAGACGAUCAGAAAUGCUGUCGCAAAGGGACUUAUGGAAGCAAAAGUGGAUGGACUGGACCAGACUUGUGAGGGGUGCAGAUGCUUACCGCAGCGUACAACAGUUUAUCUUCUGAUGGCGCUGUACAGAGAAGUCACCACUCUCUACAGAGAAGCCAAUGCUAGCUUCCAUCCUAAGCCUGAGCAAUUGGAAGCCCUGGAGGCCUACAUCCAGACCUCCAAAUUCCUUGCUAGCCCAGAGAUGAAGGCCUUCGCCCGGGCUCUGGUGACCAACCGACUCGGGCCGUUGGGUGUUUGUCCCGGGACUUCUGGUGCUCAGUGUGUGUUGGUGGACUUAACUGUUCACCUGGCUGCUGUCUUGCUCUGUGGUACCCAGGGGAUCUUAGCUCCCCUGCAGCAGCUGGCAAUGUCACCAGCCAACAUGCAGGCAGCCUUCUUGCCUACCAUGCCAGAGGACAUGUUAGCAGUGGCUCAACAAGCUCUCGGACCGUUGCAGUGGUACCAUUGUCCAAAUGGUCACCCCUGCACAAUUGGAGAGUGUGGCCAGCCCAUGGAAAGAAGUUACUGUUUGGACUGUCGUGCUGAGAUUGGAGGAAGCAACCACCAGCCUGUGCAGGGAUUUCAUGUAGUUGGGUUGCAGGGUGACCGCACUCAGACGGGCCACAUCCUCGGCGACCCCAGACGCAGGGACAAUCCAGACAUGCUAGACACAAAAAACAUUUCCCCUGUUCCCUUCACUAUUCUCCGCAUGCUCACUCACAUGGCCAUGCUGCUCGGUGACUGCAGCCAUCCACAGUUGGUCUCUAACAUCAUCAAGCCUCCAGUCCGUGACCCAGGUGCAUUUCUACUUGCUCACCUGCGAAAGGACAUGGAGCGUCUUAACAGAUCCCUGGGUAAGGGGACAGACGACACAGUCAGCACUGUUCAUCUGCUCAUCGGCAGCCUCCUGGAACCCCACCAGCAACUAAAAUGGCCUGCUCCUUAUAACAAUCAGCUCUCCACCAAAGAAGCUAGAAAUGGAUGGGAGAUGGAAGUGAGCAACGCCAUAAUCACACCUCAGCUGAAGCACUUGGAUAGACAGCUAAAGGAAGUGAACACCUUCAUCCGGGGCGACUCUCGCAUCUCCGCCAAUCCAAUCAUGAAGCUUGUGUUUGGUGAUCCUCGUCUCUUCUUGGCCUCACUUCCCCAAAAUUCUCUGAUCCACAGUUCUGCCGUGUGGACCUGCAGAGAGAAAGUGUCUCUGCUGAGCCUCACCCACAUUGUAGAGCAGAAUGAUGGCAAAGACACCCUGCCUGUGCUCUGGAGAUUUCUGCACAGGGAAGCAGAACUCCGACUGGUGAAGCACCUUCCCGAUAUACUCACACUCCAGAGAGAUCUGGUCAAGAAGUUUCAAAACAUCAGUGUGCUGACUUGUGGCACCAUUGCUGAAUUCCUCCACGGUCAGAAAGCAGAUUCCCUGAAAGCCUGGUAUGACCAAUACAUCAAAAUCUUCCUGGCAACCUGGAAUCAGCUCAGAGUGUCUUUGGCAACUAACGGUGAGAUUAAGAUCCCAGCUGAGUUCUGCCAGAACGACUUGAACCUCAAAAGUGACUUCAAGGUGCUGUUACCACGGCGACAAGGCCCGGGCCUGUGCUCUACAGCCCUAGUCAGCUACCUCAUCGCCCUGCACAAUGACCUGGUGUACUGUGUGGAUAAACACACUGGAGAGGAGACCAGCUACAAAGUGAGUCCGGCAGAUCUGACUGACCUGCAUGUGAUUCGGUAUGAGCUGGACAGGGACCUGAUGCCCCUGGUUCUGUCCAACACCCAGUACAGCUUUGAGAGAGGGCAGGAGACGCUUCACGAGUACGACUUGCCCAAGAUCCAGCAACAGAUCGUCUCUCGCUUCUUACUGGGCAAACCUCUCAUCACUCUCAACGGCAUUCCAACACUAGUGAACAGACAUGACCGCAACUAUGACAUCAUCCUGAAGGAUGUAAAAGCAAAAGUCAAGCAAGAGCCUCUGCAGACUCUCACGCUGUUUGCCGUGGCUGGGGAGCUGCAUUCCUACAGUGAGGUGUGUGAGGCCUUGUCCACGCUGGAAGUAGCCCUUGGUUUCCUCGCCAUGACUGGGGGAGAGCCUCACAUGCAGCUGUCCUGUUACCUGGAGGAGGUGCUGCAGAUGGAAAACCAGAUGGCUCCGCACAUCCUCAAGGCCCUGAGCAUGUGCUGUCUAAAGCAUUGUGUGGCUCUGUGGCAGCUGCUGGCCUCACUCAAAUCAGAAAAUAUGCUGCGGCUCAAGAGGGAUCCAUUUGUGGGAGUCUCAGAGAAGUACAAACAGGCCCUGGGUGAGGACGAGCACCGGCUGCUGACUGGCUUCUUCUCUAAGAACAGCGCUGACACUUUCCUUCUGGAGAUGCAUGAGUUCAUGGUGCUGGUUCUUAAAACGGCAAACGCACCUGAUAUCUACAGGCCUGAGUGGGGCCUGAAAAUCACACUGGUGUCUUACAUGGAGCGCAAAGACCUGGACAUCCCCGCUGAUGUGGAGGAGUUCUUCCCGGAGCAGAUCUGCCUGUCCCAGUAUGUUGAAGCCUGGAAGUUCAUUGUGGCCUUCAAGCAGGAGCGUGGCCAAAGACAGUGAAAAUGAGAAGAACAUUUUUUUUGUCUUUAUUUGAUAUCAUCAAAUCCCUCAGAUUUGAAGUUUACAAUCAUGAUAAAUCGACAGUAUUGAAGCAGUAUGCAUGGCUGUGUGAUAUAAUCUGUAUUUUACAGAUAUUUAUGCAGGGGAGAUGUGCCUUUUCAAGAGCACUAAUGUUAAGCUUAAAAAGUCACAGAAUAAGCGUGCAGUUCACAAUUACAAUUCACCUAAUUGAACUUGAUUUUUUUUGUGAUUAUCUGUUUUUGUUUUGUAUUAUUUUCCUGAGCAUCAACAUGUACAGAGCUUCCAUACAGUUGGGAGUCUUCUUGCUGGCACUUGUAAUGUGAAUUUCUCUGCCCCAAAGAGGCAGACAAACAAUCUGAAUUCUACUCAGGUACAAAAUGUGGAACAACUCUGGGGACUUCAAAUUAAACUGACCAAAAUCACUUUAUCAAGCAUAUAGCAUCUUUUCACUUUGCAUAAAAAAACUAUUUUGUCAUUUCCAUAAUGUAUCACUGUUCAAUCCUGUUGUUGAUGUUUAUGUAAAAGUUGCACUAGCCUUUCCUCUUAAAUGACUAUAAAUUGUAUUUCCUUAUAAGACAAUUUAUUAUACAUUCCACUUUUGACUUUGUGUUUCAUUACAUUUUCUUAAACUCUUCAUCAGAUGUUAAUGUACGUUCUGUUACUGUCUUACUUGCCUGAUUAGCUAUUUUUUAAUAAAGUGUACAUAUGACCUUUAUAUGCUCUAUGGUGAGACAAUACAUAACCAUAUGCAGGUGUUUCAAAUGUGGCCUCUUAUUCACCUAAUGUUUAUGGCUCCAUGGUGUCACUGCUGCACCCUCCUCUUCCUGGCUAAUUAUUUGUCAAUAUGUAGCGGCAGUACACAUAUAUUUUUGUGUACUUUAAAUGUUUCCAUCUGCCAUCGUAGACAAACUGGAUUAUAUCCUCAGUCAGAUAUAUCAGUUGUCCUAAAUCCUGUUGGAUUUGUAGAAUAUUUAGCCUGCUCUGACUCAAAUCAUUUAUGGAUAGGUUCCAUCGUCUUUUGUCAUUUUUAUUUCCUCUGUGAUGUUGCCGUAAGCUUAAAGAGUUCCACCUAAAUAAAAAAAACCAAAACAUU
Molecule: messenger RNA, 16934 nt
Organism: Micropterus dolomieu (smallmouth bass)
Lineage: Eukaryota; Metazoa; Chordata; Actinopteri; Centrarchiformes; Centrarchidae
Gene: rnf213a
Product: ring finger protein 213a
Exons: 67
Coding region: 101-15820 (5239 amino acids)
Biological process (GO): sprouting angiogenesis; negative regulation of non-canonical Wnt signaling pathway; ubiquitin-dependent protein catabolic process
Cellular component (GO): cytosol; nucleolus; membrane
Molecular function (GO): metal ion binding; ubiquitin-protein transferase activity; ATP hydrolysis activity
Source: RefSeq, a predicted model, not a curated record